Molecule: messenger RNA, 3927 nt
Organism: Hyaena hyaena (striped hyena)
Lineage: Eukaryota; Metazoa; Chordata; Mammalia; Carnivora; Hyaenidae
Gene: AMPD2
Product: adenosine monophosphate deaminase 2
Exons: 18
Coding region: 223-3102 (959 amino acids)
Biological process (GO): AMP metabolic process; IMP salvage
Cellular component (GO): cytosol
Molecular function (GO): AMP deaminase activity
Source: RefSeq, a predicted model, not a curated record
UUCCCAAGACAGGCUCCUCCCCACUGGGUCGGGAUUCUCAGUUCUACCCCAUCCUCCCAGAGCGGGGCUACCCCUGGGGCUGGGAGUCUGAGGGAGAAGAGAAAAGGGGACUGUGUCCCAGAGGGGCUGGGUUUUCACGGAGUGUGUCUGCUCUGAGACAGAUGUGUUCUGCGCUUGGGGGAGCUCGCGCUGGACUCCUGUUUAUUAGGAUUUUUUUCUCCUAUGCUGGCUGGACCAGCUAGCGCGGACUUUGACUCCUUUGCCCCAGAUCCCUUGCAAGGGGCAAGACCCCCCGCAGGGGUCAGUGGAGUGCCAGGGACUGGCCCUUCCCCAUCUUGUUGGCUCACCUCCAACCCCUCAGGCCCAGCUACCAUCAGUCGCGUCACUCCGGGGUCUGAGGAGGGACGGGAAGGGAUAAGAGGCGGGGAUGGCGGUCCCCCUCCCCGAGGUUGCCUAGACAACAUCAGAAAUCGUGGCCAGGGCCUCUUCCGCCUGCGGGGCUUCUGCUUCCUGCAUCAGUCACUCCCGCUGGGGGCGGGGCAGAGGAAGGGGUUGGAUGUGGCAGAGCCAGGCCCAGCUGGUGCGGCUCAGACUCCCCCCGCCAUCGCCGCGGCGCGAGCCAUGGCAUCCAACCCAUCUGGCCCCGGCAGUCCCAAGGCCAAAUAUCCCUUUAAGAAGCUGGCCAGCCUGCAGGCCUCCUCUGCAGUACCAGAGGCUCGGGGUGGGCUGGGGGCCCCUCCGCUGCAGUCUGCCCGAUCCCUGCCAGGCCCUGCCCCCUGCCUCAAGCACUUCCCACUCGACCUACGCACGUCUAUGGAUGGCAAAUGCAAGGAGAUCGCCGAGGAGCUGUUCAGCCGCUCCCUGGCUGAGAGCGAGCUCCGUAGUGCCCCAUACGAGUUCCCUGAGGAGAGUCCUAUUGAGCAGCUGGAGGAGCGGAGGCAGCGCCUGGAGAGGCAGAUCAGCCAGGAUGUCAAGCUGGAGCCAGACAUCCUGCUUCGGGCCAAGCAAGAUUUCCUGAAGACAGACAGUGACGCAGACUUCCAGCUCUACAAGGAGCAGAGCGAGGGGCAAGGUGACCGGGGCCUGCGGGACCGAGAUGUGGUGCUAGAGCGGGAAUUUCAGCGGGUCACCAUCUCCGGCGAGGAGAAGUGUGGGGUGCCAUUCACAGACCUGCUGGAUGCAGCCAAGAGUGUGGUGCGGGCACUCUUUAUCCGGGAGAAGUACAUGGCCCUGUCCCUGCAGAGUUUCUGUCCCACCACCCGCCGGUACCUGCAGCAGCUGGCUGAGAAGCCCCUGGAGACACGGACCUAUGAGCAGGGCCCCGACACGCCUGUGUCUGCUGAUGCCCCGGUGCACCCCCCUGCGCUGGAACAGCACCCGUAUGAGCACUGUGAGCCGAGCACCAUGCCUGGGGACCUGGGCUUGGGUCUGCGCAUGGUACAGGGCGUGGUGCACGUCUACACCCACAAGGAAACUGAUGAUCAUUGCUCAGAGAUGGAGCUGCCGUACCCUGACCUGCAAGAAUUUGUGGCAGAUGUCAAUGUGCUGAUGGCCCUGAUUAUCAAUGGCCCCAUAAAGUCCUUCUGCUAUCGUCGGCUACAGUACCUGAGCUCCAAGUUCCAGAUGCACGUGCUGCUCAACGAGAUGAAGGAGCUGGCUGCGCAGAAGAAGGUGCCACACCGAGACUUCUACAAUAUCCGCAAGGUGGACACGCACAUCCAUGCCUCGUCCUGCAUGAACCAGAAGCACCUGCUGCGCUUCAUCAAACGGGCGAUGAAGCGGCACCUGGAGGAGAUCGUGCACGUGGAGCAGGGCCGCGAGCAGACGCUGCGGGAGGUCUUUCAGAGCAUGAAUCUCACUGCCUAUGACCUGAGCGUGGACACGCUGGACAUGCAUGCGGACAGAAACACCUUCCAUCGCUUUGACAAGUUCAAUGCCAAAUACAAUCCCAUUGGGGAGUCUGUCCUCCGAGAGAUCUUCAUCAAAACGGACAACAGGGUCUCUGGAAAGUACUUUGCCCACAUUAUCAAGGAGGUGAUGUCAGACCUGGAGGAGAGCAAAUACCAGAACGCGGAGCUGCGACUCUCCAUCUACGGGCGCUCAAGGGAUGAGUGGGACAAGCUGGCCUGCUGGGCCGUGAGGCACAAAGUGCACUCCCCUAACGUGCGCUGGCUGGUGCAAGUGCCCCGCCUCUUUGACGUGUACCGCACCAAGGGCCAGCUGGCCAACUUCCAGGAGAUGCUGGAGAACAUCUUCCUGCCACUGUUUGAGGCCACCGUGCACCCUGCCAGCCACCCCGAGCUGCACCUCUUCUUGGAGCACGUGGACGGCUUUGACAGUGUGGAUGAUGAGUCUAAGCCCGAAAAUCACGUCUUCAACCUGGAGAGCCCUCUCCCCGAGGCCUGGGUGGAGGAGGACAACCCACCCUAUGCCUACUACCUGUACUACACCUUUGCCAACAUGGCCAUGCUGAACCACCUGCGCAGGCAGAGGGGCUUCCACACGUUUGUGCUGAGGCCGCACUGUGGGGAAGCCGGGCCCAUCCACCACCUGGUGUCGGCCUUCAUGCUGGCGGAGAACAUCUCUCACGGGCUGCUCCUGCGCAAGGCCCCAGUCCUGCAGUACCUGUAUUACCUGGCCCAGAUCGGCAUCGCCAUGUCCCCGCUCAGCAAUAACAGCCUCUUCCUCAGCUACCACCGGAACCCACUACCUGAGUACCUGUCCCGUGGCCUCAUGGUCUCGCUGUCCACUGAUGAUCCCCUGCAGUUCCACUUCACCAAGGAGCCACUGAUGGAGGAGUAUAGCAUCGCCACCCAGGUGUGGAAGCUCAGCUCCUGCGACAUGUGUGAGCUGGCCCGCAACAGUGUGCUCAUGAGCGGCUUCUCCCACAAGGUGAAGAGCCACUGGCUGGGACCCAACUAUACGAAGGAGGGCCCCGAGGGCAACGACAUCCGCCGUACUAACGUGCCGGACAUCCGUGUGGGCUACCGCUACGAGACCUUGUGCCAGGAGCUGGCGCUCAUCACGCAAGCUGUCCAGAGUGAGACCCUGGAGACCAUCCCGGAGGAGGCUGGUGUCACCACAAGCCCGGGGCCUCAGUGAGCCCGGCCCACACAGGGGCCCCUGCGUCUCAGCACCUCGGCCACAUUUCAUCCUCAGACCCCUCCCACCCUGUUGCGUCUGCAUGUGUCCGGUCUUUGUUGUUCUGUCCUGCAUGUCUCCAGCCUGGCUCUGUCCCCGUGCCACCUCUGUGGCAGUAGUGCCCAGAAUCGGCUUUGCCCUCGUCCGGGCCUGAAGGCCCAGCUCUGCGGGCCGCCCUGCCCAUGUCCCUGUCCCAGGAACCUCUGCAGCCUGGCUGUCCUGUGGGCCUCUAAGUGUCCGCAGGGGCUAGCGACAGCUGAGGGGGGCUGGCCCCUCUAGCCCUGGGGGUCCUGCCUGGGCAGAUUUUGUCUCGUGUAUGUGGCUGGGGAGCAGUCCGGUGGGGCCGGGGCGUACCUGCUGGGGGUCUAUGGGGCUCCAGCAGCGCCGCAGUGGGCAGGGUUGGGCCGAGAGCUCAGUCACAGCCCUGGCUGCCUGGACUCGGGCCUCACGUGCUGGAGCACCGCCUCCAGCAAGUCACUGCCUAGCAGCCUUCUUCGUCCUUCCCCCGGCCUACAUGCCCCUGGGCGUCAGCUUCCUGUGCCUCUGUGGGGGGGGGGGGCAGCCGCCCUGUGUUGUAUCUGGGGCCACUGCAGCUGGAGGGUCCUGAAUCUGUCACCAGCCCUGGGGGUGGUAUCCCCACUGUGGUCCCCAGAGCUUUGGCCAGACCUGAAUCCACUUGGUCCCCUGUGUUGUGUUCUGGACUGGAGUCUUUGCUGUGAAAUGCAGUGUUUCACACAAUCCCAUCUUUCCUAGUGCAUGAGAAAUAAAGAUUAUUUAAGUAAUGAG